CGCAAGGUGCGCGCUGCUGCCGAGCUCGCCCGUCCCGGCGCGCCCUCCCCGCGGCCGCCCCGCGCACGGCAGAGCCCGGUGCGCGCCGCCGCCCCGCCCGCCGGGCCAUGGACUCGGACGCCAGCCUGGUCUCCAGCCGCCCGUCCUCCCCGGAGCCCGAUGACCUCUUCCUCACGGCCAGGAAUAAAGGCAGCGGCGGGGGCUUCACGGGCGGCACCGUGUCCAGCUCCACGCAGAGCGACUCCCCGCCGGAGCUGAGCGCGGAGCUGCGCAGCGCCAUGAGCGCUGCGGGCGUGGUGGUGGUGGACAAGCUGGGCUUCAAGUCCUCGUCGUCGUCCUCCUCCUCGUCCUCCUCUUCCUCCUCCAAGAAGGACAAGAAGCAGAUGACGGAGCCGGAGCUGCAGCAGCUGCGGCUGAAGAUCAACAGCCGGGAGCGCAAGCGGAUGCACGACCUGAACAUCGCCAUGGACGGGCUGCGGGAGGUGAUGCCCUACGCCCACGGCCCGUCGGUGCGCAAGCUCUCCAAGAUCGCCACGCUCCUGCUGGCGCGCAACUACAUCCUCAUGCUCACCAACUCCCUGGAGGAGAUGAAGCGCCUGGUCAGCGAGAUCUACGGCGGGCACCACGCCGGCUUCCACCCCGCCGCCUGCCCCGGCGGAAUGGGCGCCCACUCCGCCCCUCUGCCCGGCCACCCGGCCCACCCGGCCUCGCACCCCGUGCACCACCCCAUCCUGCCCCCCGCCGCCGUCUCCAGCGCCUCCCUGCCCGGCUCCGGGCUCUCGGCCGUCAGCUCCAUCCGGCCCCCGCACGGGCUCCUCAAGUCGCCCUCGGCCGCCGCCGCCGCCCCGCUGGGCAGCGGCUUCCAGCACUGGGGGGGGAUGCCGUGCCCCUGCAGCAUGUGCCAGGUGUCGGCCCCGCCGCACCACCACGUCUCCGGCAUGGGCACGGCCAGCCUGCCCAGAUUAGCCACCGACACCAAAUGAGCCCCUCGGCGGGGCCGCCCCGCCGCGCCCGCGCCGCCCCGGCACCCCCAGGACCUACAGACGCUCCCCCGGAGGCAGCGGGUCCCCCC
Pseudopipra pipra is the source of this 1072-nucleotide messenger RNA. RefSeq names its product oligodendrocyte transcription factor 2 (gene OLIG2). The coding region runs from base 108 to 983 and encodes 291 amino acids. Gene Ontology annotation, biological process: axon development; oligodendrocyte differentiation; myelination. The record is from RefSeq and is a predicted model, not a curated record. Gene Ontology annotation, molecular function: E-box binding; DNA-binding transcription factor activity, RNA polymerase II-specific; protein dimerization activity. NCBI's taxonomy places the organism in Eukaryota, Metazoa, Chordata, Aves, Passeriformes, Pipridae. The transcript has 2 exons. Gene Ontology annotation, cellular component: nucleus.